This is a messenger RNA of Camarhynchus parvulus, 1569 nucleotides long. RefSeq names its product zinc finger CCHC-type containing 9 (gene ZCCHC9). NCBI's taxonomy places the organism in Eukaryota, Metazoa, Chordata, Aves, Passeriformes, Thraupidae. The transcript has 5 exons. Gene Ontology annotation, molecular function: zinc ion binding; nucleic acid binding. The record is from RefSeq and is a predicted model, not a curated record. Bases 72 to 782 code for a protein of 236 amino acids.
GCGCGGUCUGGCCGUGCCGGAGCCGGUGUCGGAGCCUGUUCCGGAGCCUUUUCCGGAGCCUUUUCCGGGCCAUGACCCGCUGGGCCCGGCGCAGCGCCCCGCCCGGGGCCCGGGCUCUGCCCGCCACCCCCUGGGAGCAGCUGGCGCCGGGCGCGGAGCCGGAGCCGCCGCGGGCAGCCCGGAGCAGGAGGAGGAAGAAGGAGUACGAGAACCAGGACGUGAACGGGUUCGCGGCGUACUGCGGGGAGCGGCAGCAGCAGCAGCAGCAGGAGGAGGAGGAGGAGGCGCGGAGGAAGGACAGGCGGCGGGAGAGCAGGAGGCUGAGGAGGCAGGAGAGGAAGAAGAACGCCAUGGUGUGUUUCCACUGCAGAGAACCUGGCCACGGCGUGGCUGAUUGUCCUGCAGUGCUGGAGAGCCAAGACAUGGGGACGGGGAUUUGCUACCGCUGCGGAUCCACGGAGCACGACCUCAGCAAAUGCAGAGCCAAGGUGGAUCCAGCUGCUGGGCCAUUUCCAUAUGCAAAGUGUUUCAUCUGUGGUGAGAUGGGACAUCUGUCAAGGUCAUGUCCAGAUAAUCCCAAGGGGUUGUAUGCUGAAGGUGGGGGCUGCAAACUGUGUGGCUCUGUGGAGCACUUCAAGAAAGACUGCCCGGAGAAGCAGAACGCAGAGCAGGUGACAGUCGGGCGCUGGACCCCCGGCCUGAGCGCGGACCACGAGGAUGUCGCGGCCGCGCCGGCGCCGCAGAGAGCGCAGCCCAAGCGACCCAAGGUUGUCACUUUCUGAAGGCUCCAGCCUCUCAAAGAGUUCUCCUGCUACACUGCUGCACUCCAGUGCUGACGACAGAGAGCGGACCCAGAAAAUCAAGCAAGCUGCAGAGGAACUGUUGGUUUUCUGUGUCCCCUCAUUUUCCCGGUUUGCCUCCCAAACUUGCCUGGUGCACUGUAAAGCUGGGAACAACAGGAGUACAGCAAGUGGCUGUUUUAUUAAAGGAGUUGUGGGUGUUUUCUAAAGCCUCUUGGAUUCUGGUUUGGUUUUGCCUUUUCCUUUUAGGAAUAAUGAACUUAUUCCUCCGUAUGUUCCAGCUUGAACAGUCUUGUGGUGAAGCUACAGAUCAGCACUGUGGGCUGUAAAGCUUGGGGUGCAGUUCCUGAUGGUUGUAGUGGUAAUUAUCAGUCAUUAACCUGAUUGGUCAUGCACACUGGGUCAUUUCAGUGUGUUCACUAACAGAAUCCAGCCCUUCCUCUGAAACCUCUGGUGAAACACACCCCUAAGGAACUGGAGAGCAAGUGACAAGCUUUCUUAGUUCAUUUACUUAUUUUUCAAAGAAAAUGCUCAAAAAUCUGCAGUGUUUCCAUGCCUUGGGGAGCUGGGAGUAAACUCUUUUUUGUUAAAAAAAAGUUUGAUAAAAGGUGGAUAUGAAACAGAAUAAUUAAGAAACCAAGUCCAAACAGAGUUCCUGCAUCCACCAGUGUUACUGGAGAAGUGCACCCUGACCUUCCCUCACAUAUUUUUCUUGCAGCAAAAAACAAAUAUGGGGAAUUUAAUUUUGUGGGGAUAUUUUAUAUUUGUA